This is a messenger RNA of Arachis stenosperma, 1718 nucleotides long. Its product is annotated as spindle pole body protein pcp1. The transcript is spliced from 12 exons. Lineage: Eukaryota; Viridiplantae; Streptophyta; Magnoliopsida; Fabales; Fabaceae. The record is from RefSeq and is a predicted model, not a curated record. Bases 97 to 1320 code for a protein of 407 amino acids.
UCCUUCUCUGCUCCCUCUUUUUUUCAAAACUCCCAAACACAGCAUUAAAGACCCUCCGUUUUUUUCAGGUCAGGGAAGUGCGUUGCUGCGAGAGAAAUGGCAGAAGCAAGUGCCCUUCGCAGUCGAAUCGAAGAAAUUCAAAAGCUUUCCAAUGACGAGGAGUUAGAUGAUUCGAACUUAUAUCCUUUAAUCGAAGAAUGCGCUCUUCAUGUUCAGACCAGAGUUCACCAGGCUCUUGCGGAGUCCUCGGAUUUGGCUUUCUUGCCUCAACAAGAUUUCGAUGCUUGCAUGGAGCAUUUGAAAGAUGAAUUGAACAAGGUGGAGGCUGAAGGCACAAAUGAAGCAAAAGAAAUAGAGCUUCUUAUUGAGAAACAUAAUUAUGAUUAUAAUCUCUUACAGGCCAAGUGUGAACAGAUCAGAUGUUCAUUAGAUUAUGUUACAUCAAAGGAUCAGACGACAGAAGAGAAUAGUGAAGCUAUUGAUUCGUCUAUGCUUGCAGAUGAUCAUACAACUAUAACUGUCGCAAAUCUGGACAAUUACUUAGAGUAUUUACAACUUGAGGAUGAGAUUCAUGAAAUGAAGUCAGUUGUAGAGUCAUUGGAGGAUCUCCAGUCUAAGUUCAAAUGGUUUGACGCUAUCGACCAGAUUGAGGAUGCAUUAACAGGUCUUAAAGUGCUUGCAUUUGAGGACAACAGCAUUAGGUUGUCGUUACGGACUUAUAUGCCAAAAUUAGAGGAUCUUUCAUGCCUAUCGAGAGUUCACGAUACCUUUGAUGUAUCUGAGCUCAGUCAUGAGUUAUUAAUUGAAGUUUUUGAGAAGACUUUGAAGUUAAAGAAUGUUCAGCUCUUUCCAAACAACGUACAUGUGAGUGACAUUGUUGAUUAUGCUAAGACUGUCAGUAAGUCGUCAUUGCAACGGUUUAUAACAAAAUUGCAAGAUAGAAUAAUACUGAGCACACUUAGGUCUCUUGUUGUAAAGGAUGCUAAUAAAUCGAGACACAUGCUUGAAUACUUGGACAAAGAUGAGAUGAUUGUAGCUCACAUUGCUGGUGGAAUUGAUGCAUACAUAAAGCUGCCUGAUGGUUGGCCGAUAUUUGCUUCUCCGUUGACACUGAUAUCUGUCAAGAGAUCAGAUAGUUGGAACAGAACUUCUCUAAGUUUUCAUGCAAAUGUUGAGAAGUUCGCUAACUCAUUAGAUGAUGAUGUUCGCCAAAAUAUAUUGAGCUUUGCUGAUGCUGUUGAAAGGAUACUUAAAGAACAGUUGCAGUUGGAUCUUCAAGCCAGUGAUAGUUCUAUUCAGCCUAAGGAUAUCCGCGUCUGAUUAUGUGAUGCUUAAAUUCAUUUUCUUCUUUGUUGAAGCAAAUGGUAACUCAUUAGAUAUGUGAUGCUCAUGUUACUUAGAUAUUUUAGGUCUUAAUUUCUUAGAAAAUGUAUAAUUUUCCUGUGUACUUUUCAAUAUGUUUGGUUCUAAAACGAUACACAUGGUUUUUACAAUGCAAUGUCACUAGUAUUAUUACAGAUGAUAGGAAAUUAGGAAUUUUAGAGUACUUUAGAAGAUAGUCUUCAAACUGAUCUAAUCCACAAGACUGUUUGGAACAACUUGUGUAGCAACAUUAUUAACUUGAGAAGUUGGUAGAGCUACUAUUUUUCGCUUGUUUUCUCGUGAUGGAACAUUUUCCAGAAGAACAACUAUCCCUUGUACUCUCUAUUAACGUUGUC